This is a messenger RNA of Emiliania huxleyi CCMP1516, 783 nucleotides long. RefSeq lists its product as hypothetical. The record is from RefSeq and is a predicted model, not a curated record. Lineage: Eukaryota; Haptophyta; Isochrysidales; Noelaerhabdaceae. The coding region runs from base 1 to 783 and encodes 260 amino acids. The transcript is spliced from 3 exons.
AUGCUUCGCCGGCCGGGUUUGCUGCGCUCCUUGCGCCUCAUUCGCGCCCUGUCGACGAGGCCGCAGCUUUUAAUCACGGGCGCUACAGGGCUGGUCGGCCAGCGGGUGUGCGACCAGCUGGAGGCGCAGGGCAUCGCUCUGCGCCGGUGCGACCGGCCGCCCAGCCAGGACGGCAACUACGUGCAGUGCGACCUGGCGGACGCCGCGGCGCUGCGGGAGGCUUGCCGCGACUGCGACGCGGUGGUGCAUCUGGGCGGCGUCUCUGGUCCCGGCUGCGUGUUCGAACCCCCGGUGGAUGCGGGCUGCGUGGCCGCUACCAACGUCAUCGGCACCAUGAACGAGAGUCCGGUGAACGCAGUGGACACUUACGCCGCCUCCAAGAUAGCCGGCGAGCAGCUUUGUAGGGCAUACGCGGCGGAGGGCCUGGUGGACACCGUCAGCCUACGACUCGGAUGGGUGUACGGGCCUGGUAGGACCACCGGGUGUGACGUCCGGGGCUUGCUCCAAGGGGAGCCUUCCAGCCUCGACCCAGCGCACGCUCGCAACUACAUCUAUGUCGAUGAUGCCGCCACUGCCCUCAUCUCGGCAGCGGCCGUCGAGUCUUUAGGAUGCGCCGUGGAGCGGCAGCAUGCGGCUGCACCGGACCCUUUAGUGGGCAAGAUGGACCUCACCAGAGCCGCCGCCGAGUUGGACUGGCGGCCCCGGAUCAUGAUUGAGGAGGGCGUGAGCAAAUAUGCGAAACACCUUGGCGUGUUUGCUUCGAGGCGUCGGACGCCGAUCUAA